This is a messenger RNA of Coniophora puteana RWD-64-598 SS2, 2062 nucleotides long. Its product is annotated as arginyl-tRNA synthetase. Gene Ontology annotation, cellular component: mitochondrion; cytoplasm. The record is from RefSeq and is a predicted model, not a curated record. The coding region runs from base 68 to 1891 and encodes 607 amino acids. The transcript has 5 exons. Gene Ontology annotation, biological process: arginyl-tRNA aminoacylation; mitochondrial translation. Lineage: Eukaryota; Fungi; Basidiomycota; Agaricomycetes; Boletales; Coniophoraceae. Gene Ontology annotation, molecular function: arginine-tRNA ligase activity; ATP binding.
CUCAUCUUUCCGUUUCUCUCUGAUCCGAGCCGAGCCUCCCCACUUACCCCUCAAAAGUCUACGUCUCAUGUCGACAUCCCAGAACCCUUUCUGGUAUAAGCUCACGUCCGUCCCGGAUACGGACCCGAGCUCGUGUGUCCUCGACGCGUUCCGGAUUGCCAUCGCCGAGCGCGUCGCGAGCGCGCUGCCCCCUCUGACGGUCGAAAAAGCAUACUCGGGCGUCGAUUACGGCAAGAAGGGUGUCGACUUCACGGUUGCGUUGCCGCGCUUCCGGUUGCCCGGUAAGGUGGACGAGCUGGCAAAGAAGGUCAUCGAUGCUUUCCAGCCCGACGACUUCGUCGCAUCCGUCGUACACGACAAGGCCUUCCUCCACUUCCAGCUCAACACUACUUCCCUCAUCCGCGAAGUCGUCAACCAGAUCUACACUACCACCUACGAGCCCGGCCAGGGACUCGAUGCCAACGCCGAGCCGACCAACCCGCGCUACGGUACCAACAGCUCGGGCGGGGGCAAGACGCUCGUUAUUGAGUACUCAUCACCCAACAUCGCCAAGUCGUUCCAUGUUGGUCACUUGCGCAGCACGAUCAUCGGCGCGUUCCUUGCAAACCUGUACAAGGCAUGCGGGUGGAAGGUGCUUUCAGUGAACUAUCUGGGCGAUUGGGGCACCCAGUUCGGCAUGAUUGCCACUGGCUUCGAGAAAUACGGCUCGCAAGAGGCGCUCGAAAGAGAUCCCAUAAAACAUCUGUACGACGUCUACGUGCAGAUCAGCCGCGAGGCCGAGGCGGACCCGAACGUCAAGGUUGAGGCUGCCAAAUGGUUCAAGCGCAUGGAAGAUGGGGACGAGAGCGCGCUCGCCAACUGGCGCGUCUGGCGCGAGCUCAGCAUCAAGAAGUACACUGAGGAGUAUGAACGACUAAACGUACAAUUCGAUGUGUACACGGGAGAGAGCGAAGUCGGCAAGGAGUGGCAGGAUAAGGCGUUGCAGCGGCUUGAGGAGAUGAACUUGGUCAGCGAUGCGAAUGGGGCGAAGCUGGUGGAUCUGGAGAAGUGGAAGUUGGGCAAGGCUGUGUUGCGGAAAGCUGACGGCACGUCCAUAUACCUCACGCGCGACAUUGGCGGUGCGAUCGAGCGAUACGAGAAAUGGAACUUUGACAAGAUGAUCUACGUCAUCUCGUCACAGCAAGACCUACACGUCGCACAGUUCUUCAAGAUGCUCAAGCUGAUGGAGUUCCCGUGGGCCGACAGACUCGAGCACGUCAACUACGGGCUCGUGCAGGGCAUGAGCACGCGCAAGGGCACCGCCGUGUUCCUCGCCGACAUCAUCCGUGAGGCGUCGACGGUGAUGCACGAGCAGAUGAAACGCAACGAAGAGAAGUACAACGCCAUCCAGGACCCCGAGACCACGAGUCGCGAGGUGGGGAUUUCGGGGGUAAAGAUUCAGGAUAUGGCUGCCAAGCGGAUAAACAACUACAACUUCAACUGGGACCGCAUGCUCUCCUUCGAGGGUGACACGGGCCCCUACCUCCAAUACGCACACGUCCGCCUCUGCUCGAUGGAGCGCCGCAACCCCGAGGUCUUCCCCCUCCCCGCGCCCUCGUCCAUCGACUUCAACGUGCUCGCGGACAGCCAGCACGCGCGCGACAUCGCGAUCCUGCUCGGCUCGUACCCGGACGUGGUGAAGACGGCGCUCAAGACGCACGAGCCCUCGGGCGUCGUCACGUUCGCGUUCCGGCUCGCGCACGCGAUCUCGAGCGCGUGGGAGACGCUGGUGGUCAAGGGCGAGCAGGAUCGCGGGAAGGCGCAGGCGCGGUUUUGGCUGUAUAGGAGUGCGCGGGAUACGUUGGGCGCUGCGAUGCGGUUGUUGAGUAUUCGGCCGAUGGAGCAUAUGUGAGGAGGUUGACGGGGGUGUAAAAGUAGUGGGAUUAGAGUGUUUUUUUGUUUGAAUUUGGUAGGAUAGCCUCGCUGCAAUAUUGCACCGCAAUAAUAUAAAUAGUCAGAAGUAAAUGGGAUCAUCUAUUGUCUAUCCUGGAUUAAUAGGUACUCGCUCAAUUCAGCCCUUUCA